Molecule: messenger RNA, 2176 nt
Organism: Lolium perenne
Lineage: Eukaryota; Viridiplantae; Streptophyta; Magnoliopsida; Poales; Poaceae
Product: rust resistance kinase Lr10
Biological process (GO): protein phosphorylation
Molecular function (GO): ATP binding; polysaccharide binding; protein kinase activity
Source: RefSeq, a predicted model, not a curated record
UCUUCAUCUUCAUCUUCAUUUUUUGUCUACAUUACUUUACACAAACGAUGACUAACCUUUUUGCCGCAGCUGUAUUGCUCUUUCUUCUUCUCAAAGCUGGAAUCUACAUAGCCACAGCUUGGGAAGAUGAAGAUUUCUUCAGAUAUUGUCCGCCGUCAUGGUGCCACAAACAUGGCCCAGAGAUAAGGUUUCCCUUCAGGCUUGAAUCCAGCAAUAUCGCAUGCGGUGCUCCAUGCAUGCAAUUGUCAUGCUCUGCAGAAGAACACACCAUCCUAGAUCACCCACAUCUUGGCCCAUGUCAAGUGACUUCGAUAGAUUACAAGCUUCAGGUUAUGAAGAUAACCCCGCUUGUAGACUUCUUCUCUCCAUGCCCUCUUCAGAAGAUCAAAACAACAAGCUUUUUUGGUUCUACUACUGACGAUUCUUGUGCAAUGUACAACUACCAAGCAGCAAGCAUAAUAUCCUGUUCAAGAGAGGUCACACGAAAUAUUCAAUUUUUGGAUUUCCAGGUGACCUCUUCUGAUGAUUUAAUUGUUGGCCCAAUCCCUUGCCUUAGCAACACAAGUCAUCUCUCGUACUUGGUGCAUUCAAUCAUGCCCAUGACUGUUCUUACAUCGGACUGCAAGGUCGUCUCUGAUGGUGUCUUCCCGAUACCCCAAGGACUAUUUUCCUUUAAGGAAAGUGCAGAAAGAAUCCUCAGUUUUGCUGAGACCACGGUCAGCUGGACAAUAGAUUUCCUUCAGCACAAUGGAAAGCUCUGCCAGGAGCCACGUAACUGUGGUUGUGGACAAUGUGAAGAAAUUGGCAAACGCUGCGCAUUCAACUCACAAAGGAACGACACUUUCUGCAUAGCUAACCCCCACGGUUCACGCAUCAAAAUCAUUGCAGCUACAUCAUCAGUGGGCACAUUAGUCGUUAUUUUGUUGAUGGUGGCCACUGCAGUUUAUCUUUCGCUGAAGACAAGAUAUAACGAAGAGGUACAUUUGAAGGUCGAAAUGUUUCUCAAGACAUAUGACACAUCAAAACCCACAAGAUACACUUUCUCUGAAGUCAAAAAGAUGGCAAAGCAGUUUAAGGCGAAAGUAGGGCAAGGAGGAUUCGGAAGUGUGUACAAAGGUGAACUACCAAAUGGAGUCCCCAUGGCAAUCAAGAUGUUAGAGAAUACUACAGGAGAAGGAGAAGAAUUCAUCAAUGAGGUUGCAACCAUUGGAUUAAUCCACCAUACAAAUAUUGUUCACCUCUUGGGUUUUUGCUCUGAAGGAAUGAGGCGGGCUCUUAUUUACGAAUUCAUGCCUAACGAGUCACUGGAAAAAUACAUAUUCUCUCAUGUUUCUAAUACUUCUCGGCAACUCCUAUCGCCCAAUAAAAUGCUAGAUAUUGCUUUAGGCAUAGCCCGAGGAAUGGAAUACCUACACCAAGGGUGCAACCAGCGCAUUCUCCAUUUUGACAUCAAGCCACACAACAUCUUGCUGGACUACAACUUUGCUCCUAAGAUUUCAGACUUUGGCCUUGCAAAGUUGUGCGCGAGGGACCAAAGCAUCGUUACAUUAACUGCAGCAAGAGGCACAAUGGGCUACAUCGCACCAGAGCUAUACUCUCGGAACUUUGGAGGGGUAUCGUACAAGUCAGAUGUGUACAGUUUUGGCAUGUUGGUGUUGGAAAUGGUGAGUGGAAGGAGGAACUCAGACCCAAGUGUUGAGGACCAGAACGAGGUAUACCUUCCGGAGUGGAUCUAUGAGAAAGUUAUUGCUGGGCAGGAAUUGGAGCUUAGUUUGGAAAUGACAGCGGAAGAGAAUGAAAAGGUGAGACAACUGACUAUUGUGGCACUGUGGUGUAUCCAGUGGAACCCGAAGAGUCGGCCGUCGAUGACGAAGGUGGUAAACAUGUUAACCGGGAGUUUGCACAAUCUGCAGGUUCCUCCUAAACCAUUUGUUUCGUCUGCAAAUCGUCCUAUGCCAUAAACCAUGAAGAAUAUAUCACCAUGAAUGGUGUAUUACACAGUUGAUGGAACUUACUUCGCAUGUUAUGAUGUAAUAAUGUAAUUCCUUGUAUUAGCAUUGUUGAAUGUUUGACUACGAACUCAACUAUAUGCUCCACCCGAUCUGUAGCUUAUAGGUCUCGUCAUAUGUAUUGCUAUGAAUCAAAAAAACAUAUGGCACUGGAUUUUGAUUUGCAA